AUGUAUUACAGCCACUCUCGAGAUGCUACUAAUAGAUCCAUUCAGAAAUACCGCACCAUCCAUCCAUAA
This is a messenger RNA of Blumeria graminis f. sp. triticale, 69 nucleotides long. The record is from the annotation of a GenBank genome assembly. NCBI's taxonomy places the organism in Eukaryota, Fungi, Ascomycota, Leotiomycetes, Helotiales, Erysiphaceae.